GUCGACGAGAUAAGCAGCGGCAGGCUUCGUAUAAAACAUACCCAUCUACAAUACACUCACGCACUCAGUCGCUGCUCUAAAUCCACACUAUAGAGGCAAGAAAGAGAAAAGACAGAUCAACCAGCAAAAUGACUCGAACGCGCUACACCUCUCGCCCAAUCCCCCAAAUCUCCCUGCACGACUUCUCCACGCGCAUCGACGACAUCACCGCCGAACUCAUCUCCGCCUCGGAAAACGUCGGCUUCUUCACCCUAACCAACCACGGGAUUUCCAUCGAAGAAAUCGAAUCCAUGUUCGCGCUGUCCGAACGCUUCUUCGCCCUCCCCGACGAAAUCAAAGCAACCGUCCCCUGGAACCCCAACAACGUCGGCUGGGAGAAGAACUCGCAGGUGCGGCCGUCAACCGGCGCCCCAGAUACAAAGGAGAGCUACCAGCUGCAGUUUGGCGAGAAUAUGGAGCAGGUCUGGUUGGACGACUGCUACAUCGAGGGGUUUCGGGAGCAGAGUUUGGGGUUUAUGCACAAAGUGCAGCGGGUCUCGGAGAUGCUGAUGCGCUGCUUUGCGCGUGGGUUAGGCUUCGCCGACGAGUUCUUCGUCGAGUGUCAUGAUGUCUCCAGGGCCAAUGCGCAGACCACCAUGCGACUCCUCCACUACUUCGCCCUCCCCCCACCGCAGGAAUCCGACGGAAAAACGUACCAUCGCGCGGGGGCGCACGCAGACUGGGACUUUCUCACCCUCCUCUUCCAGCGCUCUGGACAGAGCGGGCUGGAAAUCUGUCCCGGCCGCGAAGUCGUGACGGAAUUCGGCAUCGGCGACGAGUGGACGAAGGUCGAACCGCGGACUGGAGAAAUCGUCUGUAAUAUCGGCGACUUGCUGAUGAGCUGGUCGGACGACCGUUUCAAGUCGACGUUUCAUCGUGUGAAGGCGCCCGAGGAGGAGGGGGAUUAUUUUGGGGAUCGGUAUAGCAUUGCGUUUUUCAACCAGCCGUGUAAGGAUGCACAAAUCCAGGGGCCGAUGAAGAAGUAUCCGAUGGUUACCGGGGAGGAGUUCAAUAAGAAUGCCAUGAAGAGGAAUUUUGCAGCGUUGCAGGACAAGUUGAGGGCGUUGGAGGGGAAUUGAUCUGAGGGGGUUUUUUUUUUUUUUUUCGUUUUGUUGAGCGUGUGCUUAUCAGGAUGAUGUGCGAGGGUAUUAGGGUAUCAAGGUGAAUUUUGCUGCUAUACAGAAUGAUGCAAUCAAGAAAUGUACAUCAGAAAUUACUGCGUCGGGCACCCAUCAAAGGGCGUAUUCCCAUUCCCAUUCCCAUCUCCGUUUCUGUCUCCAUUGCCAUUGCCAUUGCCAUUGGAACUCCCAUUCCCA
This is a messenger RNA of Aspergillus calidoustus, 1355 nucleotides long. The record is from the annotation of a GenBank genome assembly. NCBI's taxonomy places the organism in Eukaryota, Fungi, Ascomycota, Eurotiomycetes, Eurotiales, Aspergillaceae.